AUGCCCUUUCGCCAAACUUCACUAUGGAUACUCCAUUGUCACUGUUUAGACAUGUCGACCAUCAAUACCCUCUUUGAUUAUUUCUCUAGUAUAAAUUCAUCCAAGAGUUCAAUCCAUGGCUACCUAUUCAAUAAUUAUAAUGUAUCGAUGGUGGAUUUUAUAUACCAAGACAAUCAUACACGUGAUCAACCUUCAAUCCACAAUCGUUCUCUCGCUUCCCUCUUUUUAUUCUCCUUCUCUAAUUUUCAUCAUCAAGAAUGGCUCUUUCCUUCCCUGAGGACCGAUGAUAUUCCUUAUGGCUUCAAAACACCUUAUUUCAUAGUUGGAUAUUAUCCUGCGCAAUAUUCGACGCAGUCGGAUCACACAACAAAUGGGAUAUCGAAUGAUGAUGAUCAUCAUUAUAGUAAUAAUCAAUCUUUAGAACAGGAUGGAAAUAAACUGAAGCAGUGGAAGUACUUCAUGUUGAAUGGUGACAAGCGUAUCCUAAAGAUGCUGAAAGAUUCUUACGAAAAAAUGGUUAUACUUGGCUGCAAACUCAAUCUAGCGACAAAAUAUCAUUUACAUCAAGCUGGAAAGUCCAUGAGAAACUUCAUCCUAUCCAAUUUGAAGUUACUGCCCAUUAUCAUCCUUGUUGGUACCGGUUUUCUAUUUGAGUUUGUAAAAGGUAUCCACUUGGCUUGGUCUAUUCUUUUGGAACUAUGGAUAUGGAUGAUAUCCAGAACGACAAUAACAAUAAUAAAAAUAAGAAGAUAUGAAUGA
Halteromyces radiatus is the source of this 759-nucleotide messenger RNA. RefSeq lists its product as uncharacterized. The transcript has 3 exons. The record is from RefSeq and is a predicted model, not a curated record. Lineage: Eukaryota; Fungi; Mucoromycota; Mucoromycetes; Mucorales; Cunninghamellaceae. Bases 1 to 759 code for a protein of 252 amino acids.